AUGAUUGUCUUCGCCUUUUGCCAAUCCGAACGCCGACCGCUCCGAAUGCCGACUUCAACGAGAAUCAGCCCAAAAGCUCAAACGAUGCCUCCGACAAUUGAACUUCUUGGACGAGGCCACAUCACGAUGGAAGACGCCCUUGAAGAGGAGAAAAACGUCAUCAACUGGGUCUCCUAUGGGCCUGCAACUGAUAAGCUCUACCGAAAGAUCUGGGAGGCUAGGGAUACGGUCGCAGCACUUGUCGUGCAUCAUAUGGGUGUGGGAAGGCAAGCCAACUGCAUUGUAUUGCCGCCGGAUCAAUGGAUUCGUGGCAGUUUCAAUGUUUGCGUCUUCGUUGAAGUAACUUCCGGGACUGGCGAACAGCGGAAGGCUGUGUUUCGCUGCCCGCUACCACACAAGCUUGCAGAAUCUGAGUACCCGGGCAGCGUUGACGAGAAGAUCAGCUGUGAAGUGGGAGCGUACGCAUGGAUUGAGGAAAAUUGUCCGGAAAUUCCCUCUCCACAUCUAUUUGGCUUUGGCUUUAGUGAUGGGCGCCAUUAUACCCACUCAAAGCAUACUCGACUCUUCGAUCGUGUCAGUCGACGUUUCUGGUGCUACGUCUACAAGUGCUUCCGUCUUCCGCUGCUCUCUCACUGCACAGAUUCGUUUGUAUCGGACAUGCUCACAUUCCACGACCACCGGUUCCUCCGCCAAGCAAAUGCGGUUUACAGCCAAAACGAUUGCCGCGGCCAAAUGACAGUCAAGACACUUCUGCGAGUCUUGUCGCCCGUUCACAUCAAACGAGAGCUGCGAGACGAGAUGCUCGAUGUUCCGUAUUGGCUGACCGGCUGCGCCAUUGACCAGAUCACUGGUGACGAACUCGAGCGUUUUGACGAGAUACGCAGAGAGUUUAUGCGUAUCUUUGAAGAGGAAGAGCGAACUUUUAACAUCGAAGCAAUCCGCGACAACACUCUCUCCCAUGUCAUGAGGGACCUGUGGGAGUCGAAAGGAGUAUGGUUUUGGCACUGUAUCUCUUCUGUGAACGCCAUGUACUUCAUCCUCGAGUCUCAUUUGUAUCCUGCAGGGUCGCUCCCUCUCGAAGCCGAGAGAUGUGUCUCUGGAUUUUGGUGCCGUGACUCGGAGGAUGUCGUUCGAAUGAAGCUUGCUGAGAAACAAGCAUAUGACGACGAGCUUCGAAAGCUGUUCCUGGAGGAGCGAUAA
This is a messenger RNA of Verticillium dahliae VdLs.17, 1200 nucleotides long. RefSeq lists its product as uncharacterized. Bases 1 to 1200 code for a protein of 399 amino acids. The transcript is spliced from 4 exons. The record is from RefSeq and is a predicted model, not a curated record. Lineage: Eukaryota; Fungi; Ascomycota; Sordariomycetes; Glomerellales; Plectosphaerellaceae.